AUGCUGUUACAAGAGGUGGUCAUGGACAGCGACUCGAACCAGCCGCAAGAAAUACACGAAAGGCACUCGGUCCCUCCCACAAAAUUUUCCAGAUCAGAUGUCGCUUUCCCUCUGGUAACGCCCCGGAAGCGGGCUCCCUCUGUUGCUUCGGUCAUCGACCUGGGCGUCGAGUCGUCACAGCCGGACGGACAGACGGUUGGUGUGGUGACCAUUCGGGGGGCGACGUCGCCAUCUGUAAACGGUGGAGAUUCGUGUCGAGAAAAGGACAAGGAAAUGUCUGGCGCCGGCAGUCCUAAACCUCACUCGUCGUCGCUGACUGACCUGCCGCUCGAAGUUCAAGGGAAAGUCCUCGACUUCAUUUUCGGGGAUAUGCACUCCGUCUAUGCUGGAUCAACAUCGCUGCGGGGCAAGAGCGUCUCGUCCCUGAUGCGACAUCCCCGGAGGAAAGCCGUUUCGGACCUUGCACUUGUGUCACCCACCUGGCGCGAAAUGGUUCAAGAGCGCAUCUAUCGUCACAUCAAGAUCAAGGGCACUCGAGCAGGCGUGAAAGACUCCGAGGUAUUCUUCAGCUCUCACCUGCAUCUGAGAAAGCUUGUUCGGCACAUUGAAUUCUGGGUGCCUGUCUGGGGAGACAAGGCGCCCUUCCACGACCUUGCCGUCAACCCUCUGCUACCCAGGCCGGCGGAACGCAACAAUGGCUCCUAUCAACUUGCGCAUCAAGCAAACGAGAGAGACCUGAUUCCAGCCACCGACCUACUCAGCUUCAGCUUCAAACUAUGCGCCUACUCGGCAACGCUGUCGGAGAUUUUCGCCCACAUCAACGGCUUCUUCCCCCACGCUCGUGUCUUCACACUCGAAGGCGGCCACUGCAAGAAGUCCAACAUGAUUCGGCACUUUCCAAAAACCCUGUUCCCCGACCCCAACCAGCGACUGGACAAACUACCAAAUAUACGCACCUUCGCCAUGCGAGGUGCUUGGAAUAUCAUGCGGAACUAUCAACAUUGGAAGACAAUCGAAGACGCUCUGCCGAAUGUUGAGGAGUGGCAUUGCGGUUAUGCGAGACCUCGGGUCGAAGCGGACCUCACGAUCAAUGAAAUCCUGACGUACCUCCCGCCUAGACUCCGCCAUGUCAACAUCUCCCUUGAUGGCAUGUACAGCAAAGACACAACCUUAGGCUCAAGCUUUGGUACCGGGUCGAGUAACCUGAAAACACAUCUCUGCGACCACCUAGGCCCUGUCCUGCCGCAACUCGAGUCGCUCUCAUUCACGGGAAAGAUUUGCGAGUGUCUGUGGACCAGUGCUUUGUCUGCACUCUCUUCUCAACCGGCCACCGCAGCGCCUCCAAGGCUCAAAUAUCUCGAAAUAGUGGUCAAGGCAUGUUGUCGUCAACGAACCAUGGGCACCGACCCUACUACGGGAGAACCACUCAUUCAUGAACUGGGUGGUAUCAUCGCCGACGGUGCUGGCAUCACAAAUCUAGUCUUCAUCAAGGCUUUUGAACGCCUUGUCCUCAACACCAUCGAAGCCCUGCCCUUCUUUCCGAAUUUGGAGUAUGUGAGAAUCCGAUAUAUCGACUUGGAUUCCCCUUGCACGUUGCUGAACCCGUACUGGCUUCUGGAAAAGGGCCAGGUGUAUGGCGUUUGGAACGAGGAGAUCGUCGAGAGGCUGAGUGAGUUGAUGCCUGACAUCGAAUACGUGGAGCUGGGUGAGGGGAUAGAGUGUGCACCAACUUACCACAAGCGAUCAAGUUCUUCCAAUCCUCCCUCAACCGGGGUGGGAGGUCCGCCUCCUGAUGGUGGACUCGGACCGGCAACGCCCCCGGGGGUUAUACUACCUAGCAGUCUUUAUCCAAAGUGGAAGCCACGGAGCAUCAAGACGAGCAGCUAUAAAAUCAUUGCCGAUGCGAGGGGGGGUUGA
Molecule: messenger RNA, 1917 nt
Organism: Fonsecaea monophora
Lineage: Eukaryota; Fungi; Ascomycota; Eurotiomycetes; Chaetothyriales; Herpotrichiellaceae
Exons: 1
Coding region: 1-1917 (638 amino acids)
Source: RefSeq, a predicted model, not a curated record